CUCGCGAUCACUGUUUGUUCUUGUGUUUUUGCCAUUCCUCUCUCUCUCUCUCUCUCUCUCUCUCUCGAUAGAGCGACCGAGCGAUCUCUCGAUCGGCUCGGCGCUACCACAGCAUCGAUGCCGCAUUCUAGCCGUCACAGGUUCUUCUCCAGCUAGCCGCGAUCGAUGGACGAUAUUUCGCUGUUCUUCCAGAUUCUCCAUGGCGAUGAUUCAAGAAACGCGCGUUCUUCGUCGUUGCUGCUGCUAGGACUACUGCUCUUCAUCUGGAGCGGCUCUGGCCAUGCCGCAUUCUUAUCAGGUAUGCUAAUCGCUCGUUCUUCUCUUCUUGCGAUCACUACGACGAGAGCUCCCGAAAUACUAGGUCGCGAUGGCCUCGACAGUCUCCCUGAUCCAUCCGGGAUGGCGAUCGUUGAGGCGCCGCUGAUCGCCAACGCGACCUGUGGAGCUUGCGGCACGAACUACACCGCCAGCAUUGGCGAGACGCUGGAAUCGGUCGCGGCAUAUUGCAAGAUCUCGCUACGCGACGCGGCCGACGCCAAUCCGGGCAUCAACUCCACCGCGAAUCUCACGGGCCUGCCGCUACGAAUUCCUUGCCGCAACAGUGAUCCGGCGCACUGUGGCACCUGUGGGGCUUCCUACGUGAUCAAGGAACAGGACAUCCUCUUUGACAUCGCCCACUCUUGCGGGAUGGAUCUCGCGGAGCUGGAGAUGGCAAACCGGGACAUCGAUUUCGAGAACGUCUACCCUGGGCAGCUCAUCCGCAUCCCUUGCGAGGCAGACAACGCCACCAUCGCCCUCACUGGCUGUGGAGCCUGUGGGAUCGAGUACACGGCCACCACGAACGGAGAACCUCUCAACCAAGUUGCCAGGGACUGUGGAACUUCGAUCCAAGAGCUCUCGCUGGCGAAUCCAGGCCUCCAUCUCAGCUCCAACUCCACCAUGAUUCAAGGCCAGAAGCUGCGAAUUCCUUGCAACUCCACCGCGAGCUGUGGCCCUUGCGGGAAUUCCUACACUAUUCUUCACGAGAGCCGGAGACAAGUCGCAGCAAAAUGCCGAGUGGGCUUCAUCGAUCUCCAGGCCAGCAAUCCUUCCACUGACUUGGACGAUCUCCAGCCCGGCCAGCGUUUGACGAUCCCAUGCAAGCAGCGGACAGCUCCAGGGAUCAAAUGCAGCGGCCACCUUUGUGAUACCACCAUCGUCGUGAAGAACAGCUCGAGCGUUUUCGACGUAGCCAAGCUGUGCAACGUGACACCGGCCUUGGUCUCCUAUGCAAACGGCAUACCGGAGAAUGGAGUGAUCUACCCGGGUCAGAGCUUGGCAAUCCCCUGCGAGGACUCUCCCGCUCCACUGAGAAGCUGCUCCAUCUGCGGAUCUACUGUAUCGCCUCUGGUGGCAGUCGAUCUAGCCACGGUCGCGAGGGUUUGUGGCGUGAGCGUCAAAGGUAUCCAGGAAGCCACCAACAUCAAGCUCGCCGACGUAGCGUUUGGAGACGUUCUUAGCAUUCCUUGCCACGACGAGGACGUUGGCUGUGGACCCUGUGGAGUUGCCUACAAGGCCGUGGACGGUGAUACGCUGCCAUCGAUUGCUGUCAAGUGCUCGACGAUCAUCUCGGACAUCCAGAUGGCGAAUCCGGCUCUCAACGCUUCUGAGCCCGUCGCUGGAAAGCUCGUCAGCAUUCCCUGCCGCUUGUCAGCGGUAUCUUUGGGAGCGUCCGUGCUAAGUAAUCCCAGAGAACUGGUCGUUGUGUUACUGGUCGUCCUAUUACUGUAAGGCAGCGAGCACGAUUGUAGCUGCCGUCAAAGCAGAGCAUGAAAAGCUGGAUAAUCGAGCUGGAGGAAAACCUCAGAGUUGGCAUUAAGCGGAAGAGCCUCUUUCUGGACGCUCGAAGUUCUCUCCACUGGCAAGCAGGUUUCAACGUGCAUCACUUUGAAUAACCCUCUGGAAAACUCGGAGCUAAGUUGUGGCUCUUCCUCACUCAAAACGAAAAGGACAAAGCCAGAAUGGUCGCUACCACACAGUAGUGAUGUGAUUUGGUGGCAUCCAAAUGAACUUCCAGCACAGAGUUAGGGGUGGUUCUCAUUUUCAUGGAUGACAUUUAUCUAUCUAUAUGCUAUUUAGAAAUAUGAGCAUUAUAUAAGGAAGACAUAUAUACAUA
Selaginella moellendorffii is the source of this 2155-nucleotide messenger RNA. RefSeq lists its product as uncharacterized. The record is from RefSeq and is a predicted model, not a curated record. The transcript is spliced from 3 exons. Lineage: Eukaryota; Viridiplantae; Streptophyta; Lycopodiopsida; Selaginellales; Selaginellaceae. Bases 166 to 1770 code for a protein of 534 amino acids.